Molecule: messenger RNA, 414 nt
Organism: Exophiala xenobiotica
Lineage: Eukaryota; Fungi; Ascomycota; Eurotiomycetes; Chaetothyriales; Herpotrichiellaceae
Exons: 4
Coding region: 1-414 (137 amino acids)
Source: RefSeq, a predicted model, not a curated record
AUGAGUGGUCCAAGGGAGGUCCCGAUGGGGACGAAGCAAAAAUACACGCCAAGUGAUCCAGGCCAAAAAGGCGGCGAAGGCUUCUCGGGAGGCAGCAACGCCUUCCCUGGCAAGGACCCCGCAGAGGACCAUCAGUAUGGCCAUGACGGAGACAAAUCAUCAUUCCAGAAACCGGUCAGUUGGCCCUACACAUCAGAAGGAGUGGAUCCACCACCAAGACAAGGCCCAGCCCCUGGCAACAAUGGCUCGUCACAGCCAACCUCACCCCGUGCUGCUGCAAACCGUGACAAACUAGAGGGUACCAGACAUGGUGGAGUCAACCCCAACGCGCCACAGAACACCAAGCCUUUCGAGCCUUCCAAGGAGAAGCACGACUCUGGAAAGAAGAAGGAUGAGAAGAAGAAUAAGGACUAG